GACGGUGUUAAUGCGUUUUAGGAUGGUACUGGAUUGACCCAAACUUGGGUAUGCCAUACGAUGCCGUGUACGUGUACUGUAACAUGAGUAGCGGAGGAGAAACUUGCGUAUUUCCAGACAUACACUCAAGUCAAAUGCCGAACAUCCCGUGGCGUAAGGAGGGUGACAAGACGGACUGGUAUUCAAAUCUCAGGGGUGGUUUCAAAAUUACUUACGAAACUGUGGGACCAGUGCAAAUGAACUUCCUACGACUUCUCAGCCAAAAUGGAUACCAAAACUUCACGUACACGUGCAUCAACAGUGCUGCGUGGUUCAAUGCAAAGUCCAACUCAUACGACAUGGCUGUCAAGUUUAUGGGAGAAAAUUCGAUACAAUUUUCGUCUGAACAAGGAUCACCAAAAGUGGACGUGUUAGUCGACGGCUGCAAAACGAGAAAAUCUAAAAGCGAAACCGUAUUCGAAAUCCGUACCAACAAGUUGGACAGUCUGCCGUUGACAGAUUUCUAUCCGAUCGACUACGGGUUGCCACACCAAGCGUUCGGUUUCGAAGUGGGACCCGUGUGCUUCAAGUAACACGCUCAUUCGUCGUCGUUUUAUGUGUUAAAAACUAUAAUUAUUAUUACUAUUUUUUUCUUUUUUUUAUUAUUUUAUGUUUAAUUAUUUUUAUUACUUUUAUUGUAUUUUAGUGUGAUUGAAACCCUAACUUUACAAUCCCUUAUCGUAUAUAUUUUAUAUACUUUUUGCAGAGUAUUAAACAAAUCCAUAAUUUACGAUUUCCACCUUAGUGCAUUAAUAGAUUAACUCGACGAUCGAUGCAUAUCAUAAUAGAGUAUAGACGUUUUAUUAAAGCCAAACCUUGGAAGUAAAAGUUACUGUAAACUUGAGAGAAAGGAUGACAAUGACAAUGCUCUAUGUCAUACAUUAUGCUAAGUAAUGAAAAUAAAAUAACUUAUGCAAAAUUAA
Myzus persicae (green peach aphid) is the source of this 962-nucleotide messenger RNA. Its product is annotated as collagen alpha-1(XI) chain-like. Gene Ontology annotation, molecular function: extracellular matrix structural constituent. The record is from RefSeq and is a predicted model, not a curated record. The transcript has 3 exons. Bases 51 to 572 code for a protein of 173 amino acids. NCBI's taxonomy places the organism in Eukaryota, Metazoa, Arthropoda, Insecta, Hemiptera, Aphididae.